This is a messenger RNA of Menidia menidia (Atlantic silverside), 1256 nucleotides long. Lineage: Eukaryota; Metazoa; Chordata; Actinopteri; Atheriniformes; Atherinopsidae. The record is from the annotation of a GenBank genome assembly.
UUGGCCGUAAAGUGCAACGUUGUAGGAAGUGUCGUGGUGUUCGCGGCUAACAAUAAAAAGAGGUAAUAAUUGGAUAAAUAGUGUCUCCAAACGGCUUCUUUCAAAUCGACUAUAGUAGUUUAGUCUUAGUUUAUCAAAAUGGCCGAGAAAUUUGAUAACCUCGAGGAACAUCUGGAGAAAUUUAUCGAGAACAUUCGACAGUUGGGAAUCAUCGUUAGCGACUUCCAACCGAGCAGCCAGACAGUACUCAACCAAAAACUAAAUUUCAUGAUAUCAGGACUUCAAGACAUCGAUAAGUGCCGCCAACAACUGGUCGAGAUCAACGUUCCUCUGGAAGUCUUUGAGUAUAUUGACCAAGGCCGAAACCCUCAGCUGUACACCAAGGAAUGUCUGGAGAGAGCCUUGGCAAGGAACGAGCAGGUCAAAGGGAAGAUAGACACCAUGACGAAAUUUAAGAGCCUUUUAAUUUCCGAGCUUGGCAAAGUUUUCCCGGAGGAUAUGGCCAAGUACAGAGCUAUACACGGAGAGGACUCCCCCUCUUAGUAGCUCCUUUGGUUCGGUCCCAGACCCUCAACCUGUGACUGACCAGGAGGUUCUGCGGUUCCCAGAAACGUCCUGACAACAUUUUGAACUGAUCUCUGAACCUUCGGGAGGGGAUUUGAUUUCAGCUCAGUGGCUUUGCUCAGCCAGUCGUCACCCUCCUUUUCAUUUAAACACAUUAAAAACUGGGUUGUUGUGUGCUAGGCUACAUGGUUUGUGUUAAAUCUCCUGCUGAUGCAUGGACGUAGCUGCAGUGUUUUCCCAAAGUCCUGUUGUAUAAAAAAGAAAAGACUGCAAGCUUCUGCUGGGAUUUUGCGUUAAGGAAUUGACUCCAUCAUAUGUAAAUACUAUCUAUUUAUACUCAUAUUCUCUACUUUUUAUAAUGCUUCUUUAUCAUGUGCGACAUACAUUUAUACCACCUGCAGUUCAUAGCGUUUUGUAUCAAGCUCAGGUUUGUAAAAGCCACGACGGCUGAAGGCAAAUGUGCUCUUUGUUUGUAACUUGUGGGGAUUGUUAUGUUUGUUAUUAAAUUGUUUCCUUUGAAUUUAUUGUGGCGUUUUUUGUUUUGUUUUUGUUUGUUGCUAUUUGGAUUUGGAAUUUCAGUUGAUUAAAAUCAGGUCAAAGUGGAAUUAAACCGUACUGCUUAUAAUUAGAAGCCAGUCAAAGACACAAUCAUAGAUAACUUGGAACAUCCUGAAACACACCAUUAAUUCUGA